Molecule: messenger RNA, 216 nt
Organism: Prunus armeniaca (apricot)
Lineage: Eukaryota; Viridiplantae; Streptophyta; Magnoliopsida; Rosales; Rosaceae
Source: the annotation of a GenBank genome assembly
AUGAAAACAAUAUUGUUCAACUUUGGGAAGAAAACCCUUUUCAACAACACUACUAAACUAGUGGUGUUUCUGUUCUUCAUGAUUUUGAGUGCAGUCAAUUCCAACCCUCCCGUCCCUCCUACGAUGCCUCAACAUAGAUCUACAGGUCCGAUCCCACCUCCUGGCCCUAAUCCAUGCACUAAUAUCCCCGGAGGCGGUAAGGGCCAUUGCAGCUAA